AUGGAGUCUUGGUUUUGGGUUCUUGGCUGGUUUCUGUCCAUUCUGACAAUAACUGGAAAUGGAUUUAUUAUAUUCCUUGUGUGCAAAAAACGACAACUUCGUACAAAAACCAACGCGUUUGUGGUUUCACUUGCAGUGGCGGACCUCUUCAUUGGGAUAACUGCUGUUCCUUUGCUCUUUUCAUACGAGGUGACAAGAGAUCGCAGCUAUUCGCAAGAUUUAAAAAGGGCUGAAUUGAUUGUACGCUGGUUGUUUCAAGAUGCCUCUGUGGUGUGCCUGUGUAGUUUAGUACUGGAGCGCUAUAUUGCCAUCGUGAAGCCUUUCAAAUAUGUGACUCUGAUGACUCGCCGGCGAGUUGUCCAAAUGAUUUUUGUGCCUUGGACAAUAACUGUCAGUUUUAUUUUACUAGAAUCGUCACUUUGGAUAGGUUUAAAUUCAACCACCAUACUGAAAAUAUUUAUUUGGUUUGUUAUUCUUUUUUAUGAGUUUCUCCCAUGCUGCGUGAUUAUCUUCUGUCUAAUUUCCAUGUUCCGUGUUGCAUAUAAACACAAUCGAGCAGCCGAUAUUUUAACUCGACAGUUACGUUUCAACCACCGCGUUUCGUAUAAACCUUAUGAGAAGUCCGGGGUAAUAUUGAUGACAAUCGUAUCAAGCUUCUUUCUUGCUUACAACAGUCUUAAUAUACGCUGUGGCGUUUUGUAUAUUUUGAACAAAUGGUGUUUAGAUUCGACAUACAAGAUACCUACGUUUGUUUGCAACUCUGCCGUUAAUCCGUUGGCUUAUGCUUUUUUCAAAAGGGACAUAAAAAAGGAGAUUACCAAACUGAUGUACAAA
Molecule: messenger RNA, 834 nt
Organism: Porites lobata
Lineage: Eukaryota; Metazoa; Cnidaria; Anthozoa; Scleractinia; Poritidae
Source: the annotation of a GenBank genome assembly